This is a messenger RNA of Hipposideros armiger (great roundleaf bat), 2481 nucleotides long. RefSeq names its product HSPB1 associated protein 1 (gene HSPBAP1). The transcript has 8 exons. NCBI's taxonomy places the organism in Eukaryota, Metazoa, Chordata, Mammalia, Chiroptera, Hipposideridae. The record is from RefSeq and is a predicted model, not a curated record. The coding region runs from base 659 to 2125 and encodes 488 amino acids.
CCUUGAAAACCCAAGCGAUUUGACUUGUCUGGGUGGGGAAAUGAGUCAUGGGGAACACAAUUAAAGAACAUUUGCCCGAGGUUCAUUCCCUGGCAACCACCAAAACCAGAUGUAGUCAUGUUGCUGCCAAAAGGGCAAAAGGGGUGGGAAGAGAAGGGGAGGAGAAGCGAGAGCUCUCCUGGUAUCCUAGGCUUGUAAGAGCUGCUGCAGGGUAAACGAACGUAGAGCCACUUUCCACUCUCCUAGCUUCACACACAAAAAAACAAACAUUCUCUAAAACUCCGAUGCAUUUGGAUGGAGGAAAGUGCCAAGGCGUAAAGGACGGACCGGACUGGAAAACGAGGAGCAACAGAAACAAAGCUAAGAAAAGGCUACAUUGAAAGAAGGCUAAAUCAGUUCUGGGUUAGGCAAAAAGCGCCACAACCGAGACCACGUGCUUAUAUUUCAACAACCUGGGAAUCAAAACAAACCUGCGUCGCCCUGCCCAGCGCCGGUCACAUGACUUUCAUGCGAGCGGCACUUCCUGGAGAGCCGCGUAGCAACCGCUGCGACUCCUUCCUGUGUGGCAGCUUCAGAGUGGGGAUUUUGACUUUCCUCCUACCCCACUCACGCCCCACUCCACUUGUGGGAUUCGAGCGGAGCUGGAGUCUUGCAAGCCAUGGCGGCAGGCUCGGGAGCGACCACUGAUACUGGCCCUGCAGCUGGAGCUGGAGAGGAGGAAGGUGGGCACGUCAAACCUUUUACGCCAGAGAAAGCCAAAGAAAUUGUCAUGUCCUUACAGCAACCUGCAAUCUUCUGUAACAUGGUUUUUGAUUGGCCAGCACAACACUGGACUGCUAAACACCUUUCUGAGGUCCUUCAUGGAAAGCAGAUACGAUUCAGAAUGGGAAUGAAAAGCAUAGAUACAGUUCCUCAGUUUGAAACUUCAUGUAGUUACGUAGAAGCUACAAUUGAAGAAUUUCUGACCUGGAACUAUGACCACUCUACUAUUUCUGGACCAUUUAGAGAUUAUGAUCAUUCCAAAUUCUGGGCUUAUGCUGACUACAAAUAUUUUGUCAGUCUAUUUGAAGACAAGACAGAUAUUUUCCAGGAUGUGAUAUGGUCUGACUUCGGGUUUCCUGGAAGAAAUGGACAGGAAAGUACAUUGUGGAUCGGCUCUCUGGGGGCCCAUACACCCUGUCAUCUGGACUCCUAUGGUUGCAACUUAGUAUUCCAGGUACAAGGAAGGAAAAGAUGGCAUCUCUUUCCUCCUGAAGAUACUCCUUUCCUUUAUCCAACUAGAAUCCCGUAUGAAGAAUCUAGUGUGUUCAGUAAAGUCAAUGUUGUCCAUCCUGAUUUCAAACGUUUCCCUCAGUUCCAGAAAGCUCAAAGACAUGUGGUGUCGCUGAGCCCAGGACAGGUUCUGUUUGUUCCCAGACACUGGUGGCAUUACGUAGAAUCCAUUGAUCCCGUCACUGUCAGUAUAAACUCAUGGAUUGAGCUGGAAGAGGACCAUCAAGCCCGGGUAGAAGAGGCAAUCACCCGCAUGCUUGUGUGUGCCUUGAAAAGUGCAGAGGAUCCACACAAUACCAGAGCUUGGUUAAACCCAACUGAGGUUGAGGAAAUAUCCCAUGAAGUCAAUUGUCGCUACUUAAAUGGAGCUGUUUCUGCCCUUUUUGAUCAUUACAGAACAUCUAAGGUGGUAGAAAUCCAAGAACUCAAAGCAAAUGGCGAGUACAUGAGAAAAGAAGAAUUAAAUGUACAAAACCUCAUGGAGGUGGAACGCAUAGGUAGCCAGAACUUAACCUUGGGAACAGUAAAACAGGAGGCAGCAAGCCCCUUUGGCCCUGACCUGAUUCCUGUGGUACCAAGUUCUGAAAACCCACCCUCAGAAAGGGGAGACAUAUUUGAAAAUGAUGAUAAAGACUUUGUUGGCAAAGAUGGAGAACACUUUGGAAAAUUGCGUUGUAUCAAGAGGCAACGAAAGAUGAGUAAAAGUGAGAAUGCAGUUGAACAAAUUGCUUCAAAUCAUCCUACGGCCCCUUCUCAAACAUUCAUUUCUACCGAUGACGUGCUGGACUGCUUGGUGAAUCCACAAGUAACCAAGAUAGUGGCACAACUUUUGAUACAAGGAAGGAGUUUGUGAUUGUAAUAGAAAAUGACUUUUUAAAUAAUGUUUUUAAAGUAUUUUUAAGCAGUAUGGUGUUUAAAUAAAAGAUGAAAUAGCAAAAAGUCAAUUUGCACAUGCUUGUAAAUGUACUUAUUCUUACCUAGUUAAAUUUCGGUCUCUUGCCACCUUCUUGCAUGCACAUUGCUUUUUGGCCAAACUGGCUCUUUGUUACUUGUUAGACCUUCUCUAUGCCUUUUCCCUUCCUCUCCCAUCCCAUCCCUUCAGCCUACCUCAAAUGUAAGCCCAAGUGUUCUCAACAUGAAGUAAUCUCUCCAUCAGCCUCAAGCAGGGGUUGGUCUGCUACUUGUUUUUGUAAAUAAAGUUUUAUUGGA